Molecule: messenger RNA, 963 nt
Organism: Empidonax traillii (willow flycatcher)
Lineage: Eukaryota; Metazoa; Chordata; Aves; Passeriformes; Tyrannidae
Gene: PARM1
Product: prostate androgen-regulated mucin-like protein 1
Exons: 4
Coding region: 56-946 (296 amino acids)
Cellular component (GO): late endosome; early endosome; plasma membrane
Source: RefSeq, a predicted model, not a curated record
UGGCGGGGCCGGGCGGUGCGUCCCUCCCGCCGCGGCUGCCAGCGCCGCCGGCACCAUGGGCUGCUGCUGCCGCCUCCUCCUCCUCGCCCUCCUCCUCCUCCCGGCAGGACUGGGCGAUGACUCCCCAGAAUCACGCCUGCACCCCAUCAGCCCCCCCUUCCUCUGGCAGGGGAUCCCAGUGCCACCGGACUCCAGGGAUGCAGAUGUCCCCACACCAGCUCCUGAUCAGCCCUCCCUGCCCGUGCCCACGGGACCUUCCGGAGAUGGCGUGUCCUCUGGGCCAGUGGAGGGGGGUGGCCUCAAUGCCACCACCCCCGUGGCAGCACUGUCCCCCGCUCCCGCCUCCGCCACCGUGAGCUCCAUCGCCGUGACAGACAGUCCCUCCGCAGCCUCCGACCCCAGCUCGGUGCCACCCGCCUCGGAGACAGCCCCAGCUCUUCGGACAGCAAACCCUGCCAGCUUGGCAAGAAGCACCGUGGAUUUGGGGGCAGCUUCCAGCCCCACGGGCACAGCUGCGUCCUCGCCCUCCGCUUCCCUUCCCACCGGCGAUCCGGACUCAGUCCUGUCCCCAACGCCUGUCCUGGCGAGCCCUGGCACCACCCAGCCACCGGUGCUGACCGAGGACGUCCCUUCCCUGGGGACGCUGGCCAUGGCAUCGAGCCUGGCCGUGGAGCCAACGUUCCCCCCAGUGACUGUGAUGAGCCCCAGCGCAGCCGAGGCCACGGCCUCCGACAAGGCCACCGGAGUCACCAUGGAGGAGGUGCCGCGCGCCUUGAGCGCAGGGAGCAUCGUGGCCAUAACCGUGACGGUCAUCGUGGUGGUGGUGCUGGUGUUCGGGGCAGCAGCGUACCUCAAGAUCAGGCACUCCUCCUACGGAAGGCUUUUGGACGACCAUGACUACGGCUCCUGGGGUAACUACAACAACCCUCUGUACGAUGAUUCCUAGCAGGGAUGAAGAAAAAA